Molecule: messenger RNA, 1128 nt
Organism: Ochlerotatus camptorhynchus
Lineage: Eukaryota; Metazoa; Arthropoda; Insecta; Diptera; Culicidae
Gene: RfC3
Product: replication factor C subunit RfC3
Exons: 4
Coding region: 98-1090 (330 amino acids)
Biological process (GO): DNA-templated DNA replication; DNA repair
Cellular component (GO): nucleus; DNA replication factor C complex
Molecular function (GO): ATP binding; DNA clamp loader activity; ATP hydrolysis activity
Source: RefSeq, a predicted model, not a curated record
AAAUCUCAAAACAAAUCGAUUUGCGUCCUACUCGUUGUGUUUCAAUCGCAUAAUUUUAGUUGAAUUUCCCGUGUCGGUGCCAAGAAAAUACCUCAAAAUGCAAAACGACGGCAAGUCAAAACUUCCCUGGGUGGAGAAGUACCGCCCGGCAACUCUGAACGAUCUCAUUUCGCACGAAGAAAUCAUCUCCACAAUCCAUAAAUUCAUCCAGGAGGACCAGCUGCCGCACCUGCUAUUCUACGGUCCACCGGGUACGGGUAAAACCAGUACGAUCCUGGCCUGUGCCCGACAGCUAUACAAACCGCAAACGUUCAACCAGAUGGUACUGGAACUGAAUGCUUCCGAUGACCGUGGUAUCAAUAUCGUUCGGGGCCAGGUUCUGAACUUUGCAUCCACCCGAACGAUUUUCAGCGGAGGGUUCAAGCUGAUCAUCCUGGACGAAGCCGAUGCCAUGACCAACGAUGCACAGAAUGCGUUGAGGAGAAUCAUCGAAAAGUACACCGAUAAUGUGCGGUUCUGUAUCAUCUGCAACUACCUGAGCAAGAUCAUUCCGGCGCUGCAGUCGCGUUGUACGCGUUUCCGGUUUGCUCCACUGUCGGCGGAUCAAAUUUUGCCAAGGCUGCAGCACGUCAUCGAUGCGGAAGGAAUCAAAGUUUCCGAUGAUGGUAAGAAAGCAUUGAUGACGCUGGCCGGAGGUGACAUGCGAAAGGUACUCAACGUGCUGCAGAGUACCUGGAUGGCGUACAAGGAUGUCACCGAAGAUAAUGUGUACACUUGCGUGGGACAUCCGCUGAAGAGUGACAUCACCAAUAUCGUGAACUGGCUGCUGAACGUGGAGAGCUUCAAGGAAACCUACGAAAAAAUCCAAGAACUGAAAACCAACAAAGGUCUCGCGCUGGAGGAUAUUCUCACCGAGAUUCAUCUGUACGUGCACCGGAUGGAGCUGCCCCCGCGGGUUCUGUCCCAGCUGAUGAUCAAGAUGGCAGCCCUCGAGGAGCGGCUGGCAGGCGGUUGUGUGGAGAAACCGCAGAUGGCAUCGUUGAUUGCGGCGUUCCAGAUUGCCCGAGAUCAGGUCAUCGUCGAGGGUUAGACCGGUAAGUGUGAAUAAAAGUUUUUUGUAUAAAAAAA